AAGUAAACAAUCUCUACCAUGAAAUAUCAAUCCUGUUACGUAGUUGAACUAACGCACACAUCCAACUAACUAACUAAACCCUCUCUCUCUAUGUAUUUAUUUAAUUUCAGCACAUUAAGUGACCCACCCACAUAUAUCUUACGUCUGGGCUUUAUUUCUCCACAAGUGCAUGUAUAUAUCACCGACUCAUUUCUCCUCCCUUUAUCAACCAAAGUUGCCUAGCUUUAUUUCAUCUCUUUAAACACCUCCCCAACCUCCGCCUCGCGUUAUUUCGGUUCGGUUCGAUUAGUAUUUAAGUGGAAAUUAUCAAAAUAUGUUGGUGACUGCUAGGGAUGGCGAGGAGAAACCUCAAGGUGAUGCGAGCGGGGAGUCUAUUUUAAGCGGGUUCGAGUCGUCUUGCGGGUCUUCUAGCGACGAAGCGUUCGAUCAAGAGGAAUUUAUAGCGGAGUUAACUCGUCGAAUGGCGGAAAAUAUGUUACAAGAAGACGAGGAAAAAUUAGCGAUUUCUCAACCGAAACCUUCUCAAUUUCAUCUGCAAAACAUUAAGCAGGGUAAGAAAUUUAGGCAGCAGAUGAAGGACUAUGGAAAUGGCAGCAACAGAGCUAAGUUUCUGAGCAGUACUUUACAAAACGGGUCGGGUAUGAAGGUGGUGUUUCUUGGACAAACCGGGUUGAAAAACGGGUCAUCAGGUGGGACAGGAGUUUUCAUCCCACAUGCAACCAAUAAUCUACCAGAUCCCCAGACCCGCAAAAAACCAGGACGAUGUCCAACGGUACUGGUUCCGGAAAGAGUGUUACACACUCUAAAGCAACAUUUUGAGAAAAGGACUAGUAACCAGGCGCAUCCAAAUGGUGUAUUUCACACGAAUCAAAAUCAGAGAGUUGCCAACAAUAAUGUUAGCAAUUAUCAGGAUCUGCAGUUGCCUCAAGAAUGGACUUACUGACAGGAAUACUACAAGACAAGUGUUGAUCCUUUCAGAAGAAUGUAUAAAGUGUUUAUAAUUUGAAUAAUGAUGUGGCGAUUUGAAUAUUGUUUUCUUUACUUUGUUUUUUGUAAAGAAAAGUUUCGAUUGAUUAAAGGAAUGAAUAAUGAGCUUUCUUUGCUCUUUUGCAACUGAA
Daucus carota subsp. sativus is the source of this 1118-nucleotide messenger RNA. RefSeq lists its product as uncharacterized. Bases 314 to 943 code for a protein of 209 amino acids. The transcript is spliced from 3 exons. The record is from RefSeq and is a predicted model, not a curated record. NCBI's taxonomy places the organism in Eukaryota, Viridiplantae, Streptophyta, Magnoliopsida, Apiales, Apiaceae.